Molecule: messenger RNA, 1189 nt
Organism: Cydia strobilella
Lineage: Eukaryota; Metazoa; Arthropoda; Insecta; Lepidoptera; Tortricidae
Product: carboxypeptidase B1-like
Exons: 6
Coding region: 73-1173 (366 amino acids)
Biological process (GO): proteolysis
Molecular function (GO): zinc ion binding; metallocarboxypeptidase activity
Source: RefSeq, a predicted model, not a curated record
GCAAUAAAUAAUAUUGUCGUACGAUAAGAAUUUGCAAUGCCAGUCAAUUUAGUGUUAUAGUAUAGUUAUGAAAUGGACCUUAACGUCGAGCUACUUUUCUUACUUAUUGCAGUAACGACAUGCGUAGGAGAGCUCCCAAUUACUGGUACCUUGUGUGGAUGUAAAAUGGUAAGACAAUGCUACGUGGAUAUGCUGGUCGAUCUGCAUGAACAGGACGAGGCCAUGUGCAUAGAUGAUGUUGAAGUCGGCACCAGUACCUAUAUGGUUUAUUUCAAAGCGCUGCAAAAGUAUUGCAGCUCAGUUUUUAAUGUCACGUCUCAAUACAUGACGGCGGAAUCUAGAAAUCUCUACGAGGUCACGGUAUACAUGCCAAAUGAAGACAAUGAAGAUAAGAAAAAUGAAAACGUACCAGUAAUUCUGAUGGAAGCUGGACAGACCGGGGGCGUGGAGCCAUUGAGACUGAUUUUGUCGUUUAUAGAGCGCCUGGUGGCGUGCGAGGAGAACGAUAAUAUGAUUCAGAACGUGCGAUGGGUCUUCCUCCCAUGCACUAAUCCUGAUGGCUUGGAGUACACACGAUUUGAUCGUCCCGAUUGGGCAAAGAAUACAAGAAAACUUGAAGGUAGUGGAAGCUAUGGAGUUGCCAUCUCUAAAAAUUUUGACUCUCAUUGGAACGAAUGUGAGAAAGUCAAAAGUAUGCUGGACAAAUAUUACCCUGGCCCAUCGCCUGCUUCCGAAAUCGAAACUAAAUUCAUCAGAAAUACGCUUUUGAAGUAUAAGGAUGAUAUAAAGGCUUAUUUAUCACUUAGGCGAGAAGGGCAGCACGGGUUACUGUAUCCACACGCUUUUUCGGAUAAAACUGAUGAUGUCGAUCCUCGUCAAGUAAAAAUAGCUGAACUGAUUAGCUUGAAGGUGAACCAGCGUGGCGGAGGUCUUCAGGCAUUUGUCAACGACAGCAUCUACAGAAUAAACAACAAACCGAUGUGUGGAAACAGUGUGGAUUACGCGCACGCGCAGGGAAUACAGCUGCCGUAUGAGCUACGGGUGGGUUUUGAAAAGGACUUAGAAAUCCUAAAAACGUUUCAGACCGUGAGCGCGAAUCACGAUGCAGCUCUAAGGGCCUCGUACUUCAGUGGCAUCAGAGAACUUCAUGCCUUAGUAACUGCACAUGCAUAAAGAGGCACAACCUUGU